Messenger RNA from Angiostrongylus costaricensis, 1023 nucleotides. The record is from the annotation of a GenBank genome assembly. NCBI's taxonomy places the organism in Eukaryota, Metazoa, Nematoda, Chromadorea, Rhabditida, Metastrongylidae.
AUGCGUAGUUUCUACGACAUUCUACAGGUUAGCGCAAGCGCUAGUGCCGAGGAAGUGAAGCGUGCGUAUUUUUCCUAUCUUCGAAGGAUUCAUCCUGACAAAGCAGCAAAUCCGGAGGACGGAGAAGCUAUCACGUUUGCGACUUAUAUUUGGAGUAUUCUUAAGGCAAAGCAUUUUAUAUGUGACACCAGUGGACUGCAUCAAAUUGGUCUCUUUAAGAAUCCGGAGAAACGUCGAGAGUACGAUUUUUGGCUUCGAGAGCAACAAUACUGCGAAAGCAAAGGAACUAUUAUUGAGAGGCUUGAAGACAACUAUAUGGAGACGGCUGAUAGAUCUAUGCACAAUGGUUCAAUUUUGUGGAGGAAUUACGGUGUGAUAUUUGUAUAUGAAACUUGUAAUGUGAUAAACUACGUCUACAUCGAUUGCGUUUGGAAACUGUGUUAUUAUUCCAGUCCAAGUGCUGAUUGCCCGAGUACGAUAGGGGCUUCAAUCGCGAUGGUAUGGCAUGAAUACAAAGCAGGUACAUCAGAACAACGUUCGGAAUUAAUGGAAUUGUGGGAUAUUGGUGGGUCAGGUGCCCAUCGUGCCGCUUCUGUGGUUUUUCUGGAUGGCGCUGCUGGUGCAAUCUUAGUGCAUGACUUGAGUAAUAAGAAAAGUGAAGAAAACCUUUCACAGUGGCUUUCUUUAAUAGAUGGCAAACCUCGUCCAACUUCGUCAUCAAUUUCGCGUUCUCUGACGGCGGAUAUUGAAUCUUGUCAUAUUCCAAUAUUAACCGUCGGUUGCAAAUUAGAUUUGGCACCUCAUAGAGGUCCCUCGGCAUACAAUAAAAUGAAUAUAAAUUGUCUUCGUUCUAUUCCACCUGGUUCGACUGCAAGUAUGGCUCUAGCUAGGUUUGGUGUUUUUCAGUGCUUUUAUAACCCAGAAAGCUAUUCCAAGGAAAAAGAGCGAAUAACUUUAUAUUUACUUAUUGAAUUGGAAAGAAAUCAUGCAAGUUUUUUGGAACUAUUUCUGAAGAAAGUAUGA